CAAGAAUUCUUCAGUGAAAAGGAGUCGGGAGUAUUUUGUCCAUCGCGAAUUAAUCAUAUCUAUAUUAGUAAUUUGUGUGGGUGAAGGAACUUUGCUUUUCUUUUCCCGCGCUUUAGAUCUUACUUUACUCCCAUCAAUUCCACCAUAGCGGCAUAGCCAUUUUCUUCUUCUAAUAUUGAUUUCAUGCUCUGAUCAACAAAAAAUUGUUGAGUUGAAAUGGAUCCUACCAUUCCAUGUCCAGCUCCAUCAAAAAGCAAAAUUGCCAAGACAUUUCAGAAAGUUAUUCACUUAAAAUCAGCCAAAAAAAAUCUCUCAAACCCUGGAUUUUGCCUCUUCAUUCCUCAAGAAAAACUCAAAUGCUGUGAAUCCCAACAGUUCGAGAAAGAAAAUCUCGAAGAAGAAGCAAAAGAAUCAAAGAACCGAGCCGCAGUUGAAGCCUUCGUCGCAAAGCUUUUUGCCACCAUUUCUGCAGUUAAAGCAGCUUAUGCAGAGCUACAAAUGGCUCAGUUUCCGUACAACAAUGAGGCUGUACAAUCUGCAGAUCAAGCUGUGGUUGAUGAAUUAAAAGCACUUUCAGAGCUGAAGCACAGAUUCUUGAAGAAACAGAUCGAUUCUUCGCCGCCCCAUGUGACAUUAAUGCUAGCAGAAAUUCAAGAACAGCAGUCUCUAAUGAAGACUUACGAGAUCACCAUGAAAAAAAUGCAGGGGGAGAUGGAAAGAAAAGACUCCCAAAUUUCAUUACUACAAGAUCAGUUGCAGGAAAUUGUUCAGAACAAUAAAUCCCUCGAGAUAAAACUCAAUGCAAGUGGAUCUUUUUCGAUUCUUGACAAUAUCAAAUUCUCUGAUUCAAAUCCUAGAGUUUUUAUCAUGGUUUUUCACUAUGCAUUGAGAUCCAUACGCAAUUUCGUCAAGUUGAUGAUUAGGAAUAUGGUCUCUGCAAAUUGGGAUACUGAUGCUGCAGCCAAUGCAAUACAGCCCGAAAUCACUUUCAGCAAGAGGGAUCAUAAGGGUUUUGCAUUUGAAUCCUUUGUUUGCAGAGAAAUUUUCAGUGGCUUCAAUGAACCAUUUUUUUCCAUACAAAAUGAUCAUCAGUCGUUGCCUAAUGACACUGAUCAGCUUCGAAUUUUCUUCUUUGAACAGUUCAAGAAAUUGAGAUCAGUGAGUGUAAUCCAGUUUCUCGGGCAGAAUCCAAAUUCUUUGUUUGGGAAAUUCUUGAAAGCAAAGUACCUUCAUUUAGUACAUCCCAAAAUGGAAUUUUCAUUCGCUGGGAAUUUGAAUCAAAGGAAAAUGGUUAAUUCCGGUGAGUACCCAGAAACUGAAUUCUUCAAGGCCUACGCAGAGAUGGGAAGGAGAGUUUGGCUUUUACAUUUUUUGGCAUUCUCACUUGAUCAAGAAGUGAGCAUAUUUCAAGUGAAAAGAAGUUCCAGAUUUUCCGAAGUGUACAUGGAAAGCAUAACGGACGACAUUUUCGUGGCGGCACAGCGUGAUUUUUGGGUGGCAUUCACGGUGGUUCCGGGAUUCAAGGUUGGCCAGACGGUGGUGCAGAGCCAGGUAUACUUAUCUUCGACCAAAACUCCACCCAGAAGUUAGUGUCAGUAGUUCUUUGCAGAAUUUGACACAACUCUGGAUGUGGUGCUAAGAUGGCGAAACAACAUUUGUUAAAAGGCAUAUAUUAAUACCCAGUUACAUUGUCAUAUAAACGGCGGUAAACAGAAAGAAGCGAUGGCAGCGCAUGGAAACCACUCUCUCUUGUUGUAUUAUGCACAAAAACAUCUACAUAUACAAGUAUCCCGCUAUGUUAUUAAAGUUGAGAUCCGGUGUCUCGAAUGCAUGUGUUCCUGGGCUAUCGUCCAAUGCAUUUUUGAUAUCUAUGCACAUCACUUCUAAAAUAUUCCAAGUUACAAUGUGCGAAAUUGAUCUUGACUUCUUUUCAUCUGUUAAGAAAAUGUGAUAUACAGGGAUAGCGAUGGAGUCAGCACUCGACAAGCCCCUGCGAUCACCUGUGAUGAUUCCAUCAGAUUUUUUUUUCUUUUCCAUAUAUAGGGCGGUCGCUCGACGAGCGUUUAGCAACCGUUCGUGCUCAUCUGAAUUCAUCUGUGCUUAUUGAAUUCCUAAAUCCUUCACUAUCGAAAAUCUACUGGACGACAACUAAGCUGAGGGGGCAAUCGUAUUUGGAUAGAAUCGGCAGGUAAGAUAGUCCAAUAAUAAUACCAAAAAUGCACUUGUCGUAUUCAAUACGACACAAGUGCAAGAACGGCAGUACCAUCAAGAAGCAUUUGGACCCACAUGGUCAGGAAUUGAGGCAGGACAUGAGCUGAACUUUCACACAGAGAAGGCUGAAGAGGGAGAAAAGGCAAAAUAAGCGGUAGAUUGUGGGGCCAUUUUUUGUUUCUUGCUCAAAAAGAUGAGAACUGAGGACCCAUUGUGGAGAAAAUUAUAUUCGAUAAAUUCUGGAACUCUUCGUUUUUUUUGUUGAAAGUUAUCCCAAGAAAGAAAUACAGAUCAAGGCCUGCAAGUUCUAUGAAA
Molecule: messenger RNA, 2526 nt
Organism: Olea europaea var. sylvestris
Lineage: Eukaryota; Viridiplantae; Streptophyta; Magnoliopsida; Lamiales; Oleaceae
Product: protein GRAVITROPIC IN THE LIGHT 1-like
Exons: 1
Coding region: 217-1590 (457 amino acids)
Biological process (GO): response to red or far red light; negative gravitropism
Source: RefSeq, a predicted model, not a curated record